Messenger RNA from Trichosporon asahii var. asahii CBS 2479, 819 nucleotides. Its product is annotated as endopeptidase. The record is from RefSeq and is a predicted model, not a curated record. Gene Ontology annotation, cellular component: proteasome core complex. Lineage: Eukaryota; Fungi; Basidiomycota; Tremellomycetes; Trichosporonales; Trichosporonaceae. The coding region runs from base 1 to 819 and encodes 272 amino acids. The transcript has 5 exons.
AUGAACCAUCAACAGCACCCUGCCGCCUGGGGACAGCCCCUCACUGCCCACCAGCAGUUCGACAUGUACUCUACGAUCCCCGUCGGUCGUGCCCCGCCAGUUGCUCACGCCGAGCCGGUGUCGCACACUCAUCAUUGGACUGAAGUACAAGGACGGCGUGAUGCUUGCAGCGGACAACCUUGGUGGGUCCUGGUCGCUUCUCCGACAUCUCAACUAACGCCAGCGUCUUAUGGAUCUCUCGCUCGAUUCCGUGACAUCGAGCGUCUGAAGGCGCUCGGCACGCACACCGUUCUCGGAGCUGCGGGCGACAUGUCCGACUUCCAGCGAGAGGAGGAGACGCUGAAGCUGAGCGACAACCACCCGGCCCUGGCGCCGCGCAACCUGUACACCUUCCUCGCGAACCUGUUCUACGCGCGCCGGUCCAAGAUCAACCCCCUGUGGAACGCGUGCAUCAUCGGCGGCUGGGACUUUGAGAAGGACGAGCCCUUCCUCGGCUACGUCGACCUGCUGGGCACGACGUACACUGCCCCGACGCUCGCGACCGGAUUCGGCAUGCACCUCGCCCAGCCGCUCCUGCGCGAGGCGUACGAGGCCAAGGCGGGCAUCGACGGCAAGGGAGACCUCCUCACGGAGGCUGAGGCCGAGGCCGUCCUCAACGAGUGCAUGAAGGUGCUCUACUACCGCGACGCGAGGAGUAUGAACAAGUACCAGCUCGCCAAGGUCACCAAGGAGGGUGUCAAGAUCUCGGACUCGAAGAGCGCCGAGACGUACUGGGGCUUCGCCGAGGGGCUCCGCGGUUACGGAUCCCAGACGCAGUAG